AAUUCCAAAAUGGCUCCGAAGGUACUGAUAUCGUUAAACUUAAAGUUUGUUUGUUAACUUUGUCCGAAAAAUCGAUUAUGAGUACACAAGAAACGGGUGGAGGCCUUUCCAAGUGGCAGAUUGCGGCCCUAAUCGGUGCUCCUGUAGCCGCAGCGUGCAUUUUAGGUGCGUUUUAUUAUUGGAGGUCCUCUCGAAGUUCAGAGCAAAAAGACGCGGAAAAAGGAGAAGGUGACACAUCCACAGGUGCAAGCGAUGUGCCUCGAAAUGAAGCUCCUGAGGGCGAGGAAAAUAUGUCUCCGGCAGAAAGAGCUCAGGCCAUCAAACUGAGAGGUAACAAGUACUUUAAAGGGGGAAAAUUUGAGCAAGCCAUUAAAUCUUAUACAGAGGCUAUUGAUCUCUGCCCUCGAGAAAACAACGCCGAGCUGGCCACGUACUACCAGAAUAGAGCAGCAGCAUAUGAACAACAGAAAAACUACGAGCAAGUACUUGCAGACGCUACCAAAGCUGUAGAACUCAACAAGAAAUAUUCCAAAGCAUUCAUGAAGAGAGCAAGAGCUUAUGAAAAACUGGACAGAAAGGAAGAGUGUCUUCAAGAUCUUACAGCUGUGUGCAUGAUUGAAGGGUUUAACAAUCCAAACUGGAUGAUGCAAGCCGAUAGAGUGUUGAAAGAAAUUGGAAAAGAGAAAGCUCAAGAGUACUACAAGAACAGAGAACUAAGUUUACCAUCUCCAACAUACACAAAAGCUUAUCUGGAAUCUUUCUGCAAUGAUGACACAUUGGUUGUUGAUUCUGAGGAAGAUUUAGCUGAGGACUCACCCUUUCUUGAAGCUGUUAAACAAAUGAAAGAAAAGAAAUUUGACAAUAUUGUUAACUUGUGUACUCAGCAAAUAGAGAAAGGAACUGGACCACUUUACAUAAAGGCUUUGGCUUUAAGAGGAACUUUGUACACCCUGAUAUCAAAAGUAGAUGAAGCUGUCCACGACUUGACACAAGUGAUAAAUGCCGACGACAACAACGUCUCAACUAAGCUAAAAGUCAACUGUCUGAUCAAGAGGGGAAGCAUGCAGCUACAAGCCAGUAAUGUAAUGGAAUGUUAUCAAGAUUUUACCAAGGCAGUGUCCCUAGAUCCGGAUAAUUCCGAUAUUUAUCAUCACAGAGGCCAGAUCUACUUUCUAUCAGAGAAGCUAGUCGAAGCAAAGGAAGAUUUUGAGAAGUGUAUCUCCUUAAACGACUCCUUCAUCCCGGCAAAGAUACAGCUCGCCUACUGUAUUUACAAGUCCGCUGCUCUCCAGCAGUCUCCCAUCUUAGCCCACGGAGCCCUGGAUAUGUUGCAGAAAACUGUGGAGACUUAUCCAGAAUCAGCGGAUGCGCACAGUCUUUAUGCGCAGGUACUUCAAGACAUGCAGCAGUUUGCCAAAGCAGAAGAGCACUUUGACACUGCCAUUAAACUAGAGCCACAAAAUCCAGUUCACCGUGUUUACAAAGGCAUGUUGAUGUUGCAGUCUCGCCAAGACGUGGAAAAAGCAGUUGAGUUAGUUACGGAAGCUUUAGAAAUCGACCAAAAAUGCGACUUUGCGUAUGAAACACUGGCCACGCUGGAAGUUCAAAGGGGAAAUUUGGACAGAGCAAUCGACUUGUUUAACAAAGCGAUCUCUCUGGUCAGGACAGAAACAGAGUUGGCGCAGACGUUUUCCCUCAGAGAAGCUGCGAAAGCACAGAAAUACGUGACAGAGACAUUAGGACUCACUCCACCCACUUUACCUUUCAUGUCCUAGGAACUUGUUUUGAAAAGCACAGCACGUCAAUUUAAGCCUGAAUUUAUAUCUGCACUUCAGCCGUUGUUUGGUCGCGCCAUGCAACCUUCAAUGUACUACCCACCCCACGGGAGAGGGAGAGGGUGUGAUGUUUGACGAGACCAAAUACUAGCUGAGGAGAAUGAAUACAAAUUGAUGACAAACAGCGAGAUGAAUGCUGUCGAUUUUCCUUUAGCGUGUUGGAAGUAAAAAUAGGAAAUCUCGCAAGUGACAAAAUGAUUAGGAAGGGUGACAUGUUGAAUUCCAAUGUUAAGGGGGUAAGUUUCCAAGGAAAUUGUGGUGCUGAGGAGAUAUUACAAAAUAAAUAUGUCUUAUUAACCAAGCGCGA
Stylophora pistillata is the source of this 2142-nucleotide messenger RNA. Its product is annotated as mitochondrial import receptor subunit TOM70. The record is from RefSeq and is a predicted model, not a curated record. Gene Ontology annotation, cellular component: mitochondrial outer membrane. Lineage: Eukaryota; Metazoa; Cnidaria; Anthozoa; Scleractinia; Pocilloporidae. Gene Ontology annotation, molecular function: transmembrane protein transporter activity; protein binding. Gene Ontology annotation, biological process: protein insertion into mitochondrial inner membrane; protein import into mitochondrial matrix.